This is a messenger RNA of [Torrubiella] hemipterigena, 2043 nucleotides long. The record is from the annotation of a GenBank genome assembly. Lineage: Eukaryota; Fungi; Ascomycota; Sordariomycetes; Hypocreales; Clavicipitaceae.
AAGAAAACGCAGUGACCAGGGCCUCUGUCCUCUCAACGCGUGCACAACAAGACACCCCUGCCUGUGACCUGCAAAAGGUUCGUCAUUCCGCCCUGUACACACAGUACGGUGCCUGCUUGUCUGCCUGUCGGUUGUGUAUUUGUACCGGCCAACCGUGCUGCCUCUGAUUUUCAUGGCACAAGGUUCCAGCCCGGAAAAACCAUAACACGAAACACGAUCAACCAGAGGUUAUUCUAAAACGCUCAAUCUAUUUUUUCUCUCUACACUCGCCAAAAUACGCAUAUUCUCCUCGCUCAAAUGCCCCGGAAUCGACUUCAGAAACAAUUCCCCAUCCUCGCCGACAAAGCCCAAGUCUCUGUAACCACUCGUCCUCAAUUGCUAGAUGAUUCCUUCCUGACGCCGUUAACUCCCGUCUCGACCGCUUUCAUCAACAGCAUGCAAGCACAUUCACCACAAUCGACACCCAAAGUCGCUCUAGGACGCACAGCUACUAUCCGCAGCGUACGUAGCUUCGAUGCUUCUGACUCCAGCCCAGACAGCAAACAGAGCAGCGGCACCAUUGCCAGCACAAACAGCAGCACAAGCAUCGGCUCCGUCGGGCCCGCCACACACAAUAUCGACAGAACAGACUCUCCUACAAAAUCGAAAAGCGACACCAUGCCGGACGGCCCGAAUCGCUGGAGCGCUAGCUCCAUCCGCGUGAUAGAACCCCAAGGAGACAGCAAUGUUCUCACUGAGGCCGCCGACGCCGACGGCAACCAGUGGGAUUCUACGAUUGGCAAAGCAGGCCUGGGCAAGACCGGCCGAGUAAUCAACCGAUUGGUUAGCGAGAACGAUGCGCUCAAGCGCGAGAUUCAAAUAGAACGCCUGCGUGCCGAGGAAGCAAAGCAGGCUGCCAAGUUGAUCGAAGACAAAAUGGAGCGCAUGAUGAACGAAUACGAAGGCAAGCUCCUCGAAGCCAACGUCACAAAAACAUUAUUAGGCAGAAAAGAGCGUCAAGUAGACAGCUUGACGGCUGCUUUGGACGCAGAAAAGAAGAAGUCCCAGGCUGCGCUAGAAUCCGAACGAACUUGGCUCGACGAAUUAAAUCGCGUUAAAAAGGAUUCCAAGAUCCAGGUUGACAAAGCAACAACACAAGCUACGUUAAUGGAGGGCCGCUACAACGCUAUAUCAUCACACUGGCGCGACCAAGGCGACCAAGUUAAGCGGGCUAUGACAAAGAUGCGAGGAGAAAUCGCAAAGAUCACCGAGGAACGCAGUGGCGACGACGACAAAAUUCGGACACUUCGCGACUUGUGUGAGCAGCAGGAUUCUAAUAUAAAGGAACUUCGACGGGAAAAGGACGAAAUUUCUCGACUCUUCUCCGAAUAUAAAGAAACCCAAGAAAAGGAGCUUCAUCAUAUCAAGACAAAUGGCCGCGAGACGGAAGCUGAACAGACUAGACUUCUUGCCGACGCCAAAGAAACGCUUGAUAAGCUGCGGUGGGCACUCAACGUAAAGAACAAUGUUGCAGGAGCCCAAUAACACUAUAUAUACCAUUCGACCUCACCUUCCAACUCUCGAUAUCCCCGACACCCGAUGCACAAAACCUCAGAAACUUCGUACAUAUUGACACAUCAAGUGUCUAAAUCAUGACGCUACGCUCAUUUAUACCAAAACACAAUUUAUCCCCUUCUUCAUUUCUUUUUUAUGGAUACAACAGAUGGAGUCAACCAUCACCAAGACUGCAAAUAUCGAUUUUCUAGCGUCUGAUACGGCCUUUUGAUAACAAGGAUGGAAUUUGGAAUAUACAACGGAAACAUGCAUAAAAGAGUUGACAAUUAGCGUGCUGCAGCAGUAACGCGAUGCUGUGUUUUUAUAUUGGCAUCGAAAUGCACAAGAGGAGGAAAAGAAGCACUCAGGGAACGAAUAGGACUGCUAGAUUGAUAGUCUUGUACGAGCUGCUAAUGCAUGCUUGUACUUCGUACUAUACAAAUGAAACGGCCUUUGUAGAAAAUAAAGAACCUUGAUUGCCAUCUCUAUAAACGCGUAACGGAGCACUAC